AUGGAAGUCGUAAUGUUUAUUGAGACAACGAUAACGACAUCCGUCCGCUUUCAAAUGCAGUUCCUUGAGCGCGCGGCGCCUAACUGGCAAGUAAGUGCAUGUGCUAUGGGUCUCCUGACUUCGAUGGAUGACAUUGCCCUCCAAACGUACUGA
Molecule: messenger RNA, 153 nt
Organism: Plasmopara halstedii
Lineage: Eukaryota; Oomycota; Peronosporomycetes; Peronosporales; Peronosporaceae
Exons: 2
Coding region: 1-153 (50 amino acids)
Source: RefSeq, a predicted model, not a curated record